Molecule: messenger RNA, 3125 nt
Organism: Xyrauchen texanus (razorback sucker)
Lineage: Eukaryota; Metazoa; Chordata; Actinopteri; Cypriniformes; Catostomidae
Product: signal element on autosome protein 2-like
Exons: 7
Coding region: 1-2517 (838 amino acids)
Source: RefSeq, a predicted model, not a curated record
AUGGAUAGGCAUUUCCUACCUGUGCAUGGUCCUUCUGAGGGUGAGGUCAAAAUUCAGAAACAUUACCAUCCCAUAGCUCAUCAGCAUCCUCACAAAGAUCAUUACCACCACAACCAAUAUCACCACCAAGGAUCAAACAGUCACAGCUCUUCAAGUAGUCAUGGGAAUAGUCAUGAUCCCCAUCACCAUGAAAAUAAGCAUCAUUAUCACAGGAAUCCCAAAGUGGCUGCAGACCCCCAUGGCUUCACUAAAAGUUCUUCCUCCAGCCUGUCUUCUUCUUCUUCCCCUUCUUCAUCUGCCUCCUGGACUUCAGAGCCCAGCUUGGAUGAUGAGAUGUAUCUUACGUACAACAAACCCCAGCAUUCCCUGUCCUGCUCCAACAUUCCAGAGGUCCAGCAGAACAUUCCUGAAGGAGAAUCUGAGGACUUUGAUUUUGAUCAUAGACGUCCAUUACAUUUUCAAAACCCGAAGCAGCGCCACAGCCUAGAGUAUUCUGGCCAACUGCCUCCAAGUUCCCAGCAUGGACGUAGCACACCAAAACUCUGCCGGGGCCACAGCAGAAGUGUGGAGCGUCUCCAGCAAAACAAGUCCAGAGCCUGUUACUCUGGAGAACAUUCCCCAAUGGAUCACGGCCCACUGUACAAGACUGCAAGCCUGGGACAAAGUCUGAAUGUUGAAAGCACUCUUAGGGGCAGAGGAGUGCCCAAGAAGGCUGCAUCAUCUAUUCAUUUGCCCAGCAAGGGAAUUCUGAAAAACAAGGAUGAGGGCCAGAAAGGAGGCAACUUUAGGAAGGCUAAGUCUUUGGAAGUGCUCUCAACCAGGGUGGAAGUCACAGGAACAUCCAAGCAGAGCUCCAUGAAAGUAGCGAGGGAAAGCUUUGUGAAAGGGAAGCUUCAAUUCUCUGCAUUUUUGGAUGAGAUCACCAAACAGGUUAUCAGUCCCUCUACACUUAACUCUCUUGGUGUCACCACACAGACACCCCAAAAAUCUCCUAAUUUAGAACGCAAGCAGUACGGUGCCAGGCAAAAGCAGGACAGUGUCAUGCCACCACCAAAGCAACAGCCCAUCAGAGCUGAGAGACCUGAUUUAGGAAAGACUGUCUCUGAUUCCAGCUCACACUCACGAUUCAAGAAAUCCCAAAUGGGCAAAAACCACACCCAAAACCUAAGCUGUCCUCCUCCCCCACCACCCCGCCACCCUUCUAAAUCUGAAAGACAAGGGACUGCUUCUGAUAAACAGCACCACUGGCAAUAUUCUCAGCUGCUCACUGAUGGAACCAGCACCAGCCCCGAGCCUUGCCAGAGCCACCUCUCUAAACACAAAGGAUGCCAUCAAGGCAGUCAUGGCCCAUCCAGGCAUUUGCAUACUAAACAGGAGUACAAGAGCUCCCCUCCUCCUCUCCGAGCCCCAGGGUUGGAUUCAGAGUCUCCAUCAAGCAAAUCAUCCACCAGCUCAGAGAAAAGUGACAAACCCAAACACAUGGGACACCGAAGGCACUCUAAACCACACAGGGAUUCGGUCAGUGCUGUGGACAAAGUUCAGUUGCUGGAACAGUACAACAAAGAGCUGCAUGAGAACCUGUUGCAGACUGUGGCAUGCAUUGAGAACAUGGAGGGUGAAUUGCAGUGUACCAAGGCAGAGUUGGCCAACUUCAAAGAGAAAUACAGAAGGCUUCAAGAGAGCUAUUCUGUUUCUCAGCAGGCAGUCAGUGUCCUGGAGCAGAAACUCAAGUCUAUGGUAGACAGCUUGCAUGAGGAAAGAAAGUUCCUCAUGCAAAAAGUUGUGGUUCUAACUAAACAGCUGGAUACUGCCCAGAAGACUGUCGUAUCUUUGGAAAACAUCAAUGUUCCCUCUUUGAUUAGAGAGCUGUUGAAAAAGCAUGUUGACUCUCAGGAAGCAUUGGAAAACUUCUUGUUUCCCCAAAUAUCCCCAGGCCAAUCUGACAGUGACCAAUCAAGGACUCAAGAGUUCAGAGAAAAUUCAUCAUCUGUUGGAAAGGGGGAAGAACGAGUGUUUGAAUGGUCACACCCUGGAGAGAAAUGCUCAGAUGCCAGCCAACAGCUUGUUAGAGCAUUUUUGCCAUGGAAACAUGAUCAUGAUCCGUGGUCAGGGCCAGAACUGCUCAGAGUUAAAGGAAGUGACUCACAACUUCCUUCCUCUGUAGCUGAUGGUGCAUUAAUCUUAAAAACAAUAACAGAUGCAAAGACCUCAAGUCAUCAAUUGUAUAAAUUAGCCAUGAAUACAGAUACCGACAUUGUUGCCAUGCCAACACACAGUUGUUAUGACACUACCACAAACCCAUACAUCCUAGAAGACAUGGGGCUCAAAACACAGACAGGUGGUGAGUCAAGAAGAGAGUGUACUACCACUGUGGGGAAAGACCCCAAUGAUGCCACCUAUCUUACAACACAGAGGAUGCUAGAUAAUUUGUUGAGCCAGAUUCCUCCACUCCCAAAAUAUGACGGUGAUGGAAAACAGACAGGAACUGGGGCCAGGGAACUAGCCGGAGGACAUUAAUGACAUUAGAUUUUAGGUCUUUCCCAGUAAACUGUAAAAUAACUGGUUAAAAGUAACAUGGCUUGGUUGUAAGUAAGUAAAUAAUUAUGAUGUCAACAAAUGAUUUUGAGCCACACCCUUUAAAGUAAUUUAGUUUAGUAAUUUAGGGCAUGAGGCAAGGUGAAGUAUACAAGGCCUUUCUUGUCCAGGGGUUACAUGCCUGGUGAAGUCAUACUAGUAGCACCGCCCUAACAACAGACCCGAGGGACCUAGGUUUGCCUUUGAGCCCUCCAAGAAACCUCUGAUGCCCCUGCUCUGGGUCACUUGAUCAAGGGCCACUCUGUCCACCCAAAACUUAUAAGUGCCCCACCAAAGACUGCACCCUAGUACUGGCCCUGCUGAGUAGACACAAGUGAGACACAAGGUCUUUUUCUCAGGGAAAAAGAUAUGAGAAGCAAGAGUCUUCUGCAAAAGUCUACAUUUGAUCUUGUUGCUGCCUAAGAGCUGAAAUAUGAGUGGUUCAAUGUACAUGUGGCAAAGUAUCCUCUAUUGUUGUGUUACUUUUUGCCCCAAUGUAUAAUAUUAAAUGUUUAACCACAUUAUUCAAAUGGUAUUUAUUUCACCAUAUA